AUGAGUCUACAUCAUCACAAUGAAGAGAGUUUGGCCAUCGACGAUGCCGAGAACCCGCUCCAGCUGCUGGCACGCGCCUCGAACCUGCAGCUUUCGCCGAAGCCCAUCAGCGGCCUCUCGCCGAAGCAGCCCGGUCCUCGCGCCAGCCGCAAGAAGCAGCACGUCGAGCAGCCCGACGAGGACUCUGAGAUGCAGUCCUUUUUCACCGCUGUCCGCGUCAAUUUCGACGUCGGCGAUGACAUUGAUCCCAUCGCCAUGGGCCUCGUGACUGAGGAAGAAGCAGAAUCUCUUUUCGCUUUCUUCCAUGGCAAGCUCGCUCACACCCGCUGGGGUCUUGAUCCGAAGAUCUAUACUCCGUCGUUCACCCGUUCGCGGUCUGCCUUCUUGUGCACCUCCAUUAUGGCCGCGUCCGCCCUCUUUCUCCCAUCCGCCGGCGCUUUGUCCAAGAGAUUGUCCAACCACUGCAAGACUCUUGCCCACAGGGUUAUCGCCAAGCGGCACAAGUCCGUAGAGAUUGUUCUUGCGUUCAUGGUCAACGUCCCGUGGAUGUUCCCUGGCCGGCACAGCACUGAUGACGAGACUUGCUGGUACGUGAAUAUGGCGGCUACUAUCGCCAUUGACUUGUCUCUGCAUAAGCUCCUGAUACCCAUGGAAGUCCUUGGCUCUGGCUCUCACAUUGCUCUAGCACGCGGAGACUGUCUUGACCCUCGUACAGCGCUUGCCAUGGAUGGCUUCAGCCACAUCGAGCAUACCUCUGACCUCGGCCAGCGUCUCCUGCGACGCCGUGAGCGCUGCUGGAUUGCUCUCUUCGUUCUCGAGCGAGGCAUGUCGCUGGCCCGCGGUCGGCCUUAUACUGUGCCUGUGACCCGUGUCAUCAAAGACUGCGAUCAAUGGCACAGAUCCAACAUCGCAGACCCCAUGGAUGGCCACCUUGUUUCGAUGGCUGUUCUUCGCCGAGACUUGGACAGCCUCCUCAACACGGUCCGCGCACUAUGCGACGGCUCGCAAGGAAUAUCUACAGAUGGCGGGCUGAUCGCCCAGUCUAUCGAAAGCGCCAUUGAGAGAUUCUUCGACCAAUGGCUUACCGAGUGGGGGUUCUCCAUUGGCACAGGCCCCCAACGUCGUCUCCCGCCGUACGUUGAGAUACUCGUCACGCACACACGACUUUCAACCUACGGCGGCGUCAUCAACCACCCAACAGCGCCAAUGGAGGUGCGACAGUUUUUCCGCACUGCCGGACUCUCCUCUGCUGUGACGGUCAUGCGCGCAGUGAUACAAGGAGAGUCGCAACUCCAGUCAAUCCCCAAUAACACUACCAUCAUGGUUUCGUUUGCAGCCUGCUUCGCGCUGACGCUGAGCGCCUACGCCACAGGAAGCUCGAAUCUGGCACCCAGCAUUCGGAAUCUCAUUGAGGAAACGGCGGAUGUCUUGGAACGUAUUGGAUCUGCUACGAAGCACAGGAAUGGGCUGUCGACCCUAUAUGGGAAAUACCUAAGACACAUCGUCAAGAAGGCGGCCACCGCUACGGAUGGGCAGCCUCAAGCGAACAUGCAUCCCGACCAGACCGUCCCUCGCAGCGGCCAACUCGGGACGCCCUCCUCGGCCGUUGCAGCAUCCCCUCCCAUCAACUCGAUGGGACCACCGGUAUCACAGCCACCUUACGUGGAGUCGCAACUGUGGCCCGAGACCCUACAAUUCUCCAGCAUGUCCGACGACCAGAUUGCCGAGGUCCUUAAUCAGCCCGGUAAUGAAUUUGACCCCUCCUUCGCAGGCUUGUCCUGGGAGGAUAUGAAUAACUUUGACUGGCUGAGCUGGCCUAAUCUAACAGAAUUUGGGUUUUGA
Messenger RNA from Colletotrichum spaethianum, 1842 nucleotides. RefSeq names its product satratoxin biosynthesis SC3 cluster transcription factor SAT20. Gene Ontology annotation, molecular function: DNA-binding transcription factor activity, RNA polymerase II-specific; transcription cis-regulatory region binding. Lineage: Eukaryota; Fungi; Ascomycota; Sordariomycetes; Glomerellales; Glomerellaceae. The coding region runs from base 1 to 1842 and encodes 613 amino acids. Gene Ontology annotation, cellular component: nucleus. Gene Ontology annotation, biological process: regulation of DNA-templated transcription. The record is from RefSeq and is a predicted model, not a curated record. The transcript is spliced from 2 exons.